Corylus avellana is the source of this 2141-nucleotide messenger RNA. Its product is annotated as protein PHLOEM PROTEIN 2-LIKE A10. NCBI's taxonomy places the organism in Eukaryota, Viridiplantae, Streptophyta, Magnoliopsida, Fagales, Betulaceae. The record is from RefSeq and is a predicted model, not a curated record.
CCUCACUCCUCAGUCUUCCCCCCAAAAACGCAAUCCGCGCCGCCCGCAGUGUCAUCAACGGCAGGGUGGAGUAAAACCAACGGUAUAAAUCUGUUUAGCCAAUCACCGCCUUUCCCAACGUUAUAUAUAACCAAAAAAAAAAAAUCUGGGACGACUUGCAACUUGCAAGGCUGACUCUCUUUCUCGUCCUCCUCUUCAACUGCAGCGUCAUUUUUGCCAGCACCUCUCUGUUUCGUCCUCGUCAUCCAGUUCUCGCAAUUCUAUUUCUGUGUUUGUAAUAGAAUCUCUACAGAUAUUUAGUUGUUUUAUAAUGUUCGAUUAAUUUCGAAAAAAGAAAAGAAAAAAUGUCUUUGAUUAGAUAAUCUUGUCCAUUUACCUUCACACCUCAAUCGCUCUGCACUAGUCAUCAACUGAAACCCUAGCUUCCUCGAUCCUCGAAACCCUUUUUUGUAUUAAUACCCUCAUUUUUCUUUAAUUUUACAGUACGAUUCCAAUUUUUCCAAUUGGUUUUGGUUAUAUCAAACCCUAGGGUUUCGAAUUUGUAAGCGCUAGGGUUUUGAUUAGUCGCCGGGUCGGAUAUGGAUCUCGAAUUGGUGAAGAAGGGCUUGGAUUUUUCUCAGAGGAGAAAGAAAUGGAUAAUUCUGCUUGCGGCGUUCGGCGUCUCCAGUUACGGUGCUUACAAGGUCUAUCAUUUGCCCUCUGUGGCCAGUAAGAGGAAGAGGUUGAUGAAGCUUUUUCGAGCCCUAAUUUCCGUGGCUGAAAUGGUCUCCGAUUCCGCGGAGACGAUCGGUGUUGUCUCCAAGGACUUGAAGGAGUUUCUCCGAUCCGAUUCGGACCAAAUUCCCAAUAGUCUGAAGCAGAUUUCUAAAAUUGCACGUUCGGAGGAGUUCUCGGGGUCGUUGGUUAGGGUUACGGAGGCUUUGACGGUUGGGAUUUUGCGGGGGUUUAAUUCCGAGACGAGGAUUGAAGAAGGGUCGGAAAAGGGUUCGGGGAAUUCAAGCUUUUCUGAUAGUGUUUUGGAGAAGCUUUUUUCUACGGCUGGGACUGGUUUUGUUUCGGUUGUGGUUGGAAGCUUUGCGAGAAACUUGGUUUUGGGAUUUUACUCCAAUGGUGGAUCCAUGGAUGGUUCAAGCGAGUCUCAAUGCAGUUCGAGUUUAUCGGACGAGCCCAGAUGGCUCAAUGUGGUUUGCAAUGAUAAGAGCAAAGAACUCAUAGCGAAUAGCAUUCAAGUUUUUGUAAGCACGGCAGUUGCAGUGUAUCUGGACAAAACGAUGGAUAUCAAUGUGUAUGAGGACAUGUUUAGUGGAUUAACCAACCCCAAGCAUGAAAGCAAAGUGAGGGACAUUCUGGUCGGUGUUUGUAAUGGUGCUGUGGAAACACUUGUGAGAACAUCUCACCAAGUAUUGACGAGUUGGAAUUCGAGUUCACACUCAAAUUCGAAUUCUUCUUUCUCAUUUGUUGAUGAGAGUGAAGGUCCACGUGUCACCAAGGAUGAGGGUUUUGAGCGAGAAGCCUCUUCGAAGCUGAAAGAGGGGAAUUCAUUUGAUGAAAUUCGGGAUAGUGGGUGGUUUGACAAGGUUUCAUCUACAUUGGCAGUGCCGAGCAAUAGAAAGUUUGUGCUCGAUGUGACCGGAAGGGUGACGUUUGAAACGGUGAGAUCCGUUGUGCAGUUUCUGUUGUGGAAGCUAUUAGAUGGUUUGAAAAGAAGUCUUAAUGUAGUUCGUGGGCAGGCUGUGGACAGAGGAUUGGAAGUUAUCAGCUAUUUCAGUGCAAGGUCUUCUGUUAUUGUUACCAUAUGUCUUGCUUUGUAUCUACAUGUUGUUGGCGGUUCCAGAGUUCUCAUGCCUGCUUAAUUUGACGGGGUACUCCCUCCCUUAUUAAGUAUGCUAAAAGUGCUCCUCCUUACAGAUAGGUUUUGUAUGUAUAUCUUUGUUUCUAUUAGGUGAAAUGCAAAGGUGGUUUCAGCUACUUCAUUUCGAUUGAUAGAUUUAACUUUUGGAAAUCUUUUGUUUCCUCUUAUUUUAGCUCUUUGAGUGACACCCAUACAUGUACGCAUAUAUUGCUUUGAAACUAAAAGGAAACUGGAAUAGUUCUGUGAACAUUGUUUUAUAUUAGAAGCAGAGCCCAAGAAGCUUUAUUUU